CUUUGUCUGGCGCGAAUGGUGGUCUCCGGAGAUCUUUAUCAUCAAGUGGAAGGUGAUCUGGUGUUGAAGCCAGAGAAGUCCACAGUGCCUGACCCCAUCACAAGCAUCCUAUGGAAGCAUGGGAAGAACAAGGUGGCAGAGUGGUACAAGAAUUAUGGUCUGGACAUCUAUGGUACCUUCAUAAACCGUACAACCCUGGACCAGACUACUGGAGAGCUGAGAAUCAGUGGAUUGAUGAAAACAGACAGUGGAGUUUAUUCUGUGGAGUUCAACAGCAAACUGCUUGACAAGACAUAUAUACUGUCUGUUAUCAAGGCAGUACCCAAACCCACAAUCACUUCUUCCUGUAACGCCAACCAAACCUCCUGCACUCUGACCUGUGAAGGGGACACCACUGAUGCUGAACCAGUCACCUACAGCUGGAAAGAGGGAGAGGAGCCGUGGGUUGUUGGAGGAAAACUGCUGAUUAUCUCUAAGAGCAACACUGGCAAUUCAACCAACAGUUACAAGUACAUCUGCAAGCUGAACAACACUGUUAGUGGGGAAGUCAGUGAGCCAGUUGGAGAGGUGUUUGGUUCAGAUCUUUAUCAUCAAGUGGAAGGUGAUCUGGUGUUGAAGCCAGAGAAGUCCACAGUGCCUGACCCCAUCACAAGCAUCCUAUGGAAGCAUGGGAAGAACAAGGUGGCAGAGUGGUACAAGGAUUAUGGUCUGGACAUCUAUGGUACCUUCAUAAACCGUACAACCCUGGACCAGACUACUGGAGAGCUGAGAAUCAGUGGAUUGAUGAAAACAGACAGUGGAGUUUAUUCUGUGGAGUUCAACAGCAAACUGCUAGACAAGACAUAUACACUAUCUGUUAUCAAUGUAGUACCCAAACCCAAAAUCACUUCUUCCUGUAACCCAGACAAAACCUCCUGCAUUUUGACCUGUGAAGGUGACACCACUGAUGCUGAACCAGUCACCUACAGCUGGAAAGUGGGAGAGGGGCCGUGGGAGGUUGUAGACAAACAGCUGUUUGUCUCCAAGAGCAACACUGGCAAAUCAAACAGCAGAUGCAAUUACAUCUGCAAGCUGAAGAACGCUGUUAGUGGGGAAGUCAGUGAGCCAGUUGGAGAGGUGUUUGGUUCAGAGUAUCUUUAUCAUAAAGUGGGAGGUGAGCUCGUGUUGACGCCGGACAAGUCCACAGUGACUGACCCCAUCACAAGCAUUCUAUGGAAGCAUGGGAAGUACAAGGUGGCAGAAUGGGACAAGGAUUUUGGUGGUCUGGACAUCUAUGCUGCCUUCAGAGAGCGUACAACCCUGGACCAGACUACUGGAGAGCUGAGAAUCAGUGGAUUGAUGAAAACAGACAGUGGAGUUUAUUCUGUGGAGUUCAACAGCAAACUGCUAGACCAGACAUAUACACUAUCUGUUAUCAAGGCAGUCCCCAAACCCACAAUCACUUCUUCCUGUAACCCAGACAAAACCUCCUGCAUUUUGACCUGUGAAGGUGACACCACUGAUGCUGAACCAGUCACCUACAGCUGGAAAGUGGGAGAGGGGCCGUGGGAGGUUGUAGACAAACAGCUGUUUGUCUCUAAGAGCAACACUGGCAAAUCAACCAGCGGAUAUAAUUACAUCUGCAAGCUGAAGAACGCUGUUAGUGGGGAAGUCAGUGAGCCAGUUGGAGAGGUGUUUGGUUCAGAGUAUCUUUAUCAUAAAGUGGGAGGUGAGCUCGUGUUGACGCCGGACAAGUCCACAGUGACUGACCCCAUCACAAGAAUCCUAUGGAAGCAUGGGAAGUACAAGGUGGCAGAGUGGGACAAGGAUUAUGGUCUGGACAUCUAUGGUGCCUUCAGAGAGCGUACAACCCUGGACCAGACUACUGGAGAGCUGAGAAUCAGUGGAUUGAUGAAAACAGACAGUGGAGUUUAUUCUGUGGAGUUCAACAGCAAACUGCUAGACCAGACAUAUACACUAUCUGUUAUCAAGGCAGUCCCCAAACCCACAAUCACUUCUUCCUGUAACGCCAACCAAACCUCCUGCACUCUGACCUGUGAAGGUGACACCACUGAUGCUGAACCCGUCACCUACAGAUGGAAAGUGGCAGAGGGGGCGUGGGAAGUCGGAGUAAAACAGUUUAAUGUCUUUAAGAGCGACACUGGCCAAUCAAACAACGGUUACAAGUACAUCUGCAAGCUGAAUAAUGCUGUUAGUGGGGAAGAGGAAGUCAGUGAGCCAGUUGGAGAGGUGUUUGGUUCAGAAGGGAACCAUGAAGAGGAGCUCGGAGUGGGCAAGGGGGAGGCUGAUGAAGCAGCAGAGAAGACCUGAUUCAUCAAGUAUCAUUAACCCCAAUCAAAUAUUCAAUGUCAUUAAAACAUGUAUCCCAAUUUACAGUCAAGCAACAUCGGUCAGUUGUGUUAAUGAUAUGAACUACAAACCGUCUAUGGUUCUUGGAGUCAAUGAAUCAAUUGAAAGUAGACAUUUUAAAACUGUGUCAGUAAAUAUGACAAAAAAAAGUCAUCUGCUCUUAUGGUUCUGUUUACAUUUCUUCAACACUUCAAUCCAACACUCUUGCUAAUGUUUGACGUCAGGCAAAACGGAGAGCUGCUGGUUGGCAUUUUUGUCUGUGUGGGUGUACCAGGAAACGACGUUAGAAGUUAUGUCUCCAUGAUAUCGAAGCUUCUUACCAUCUUCACUGCAGCCCAGUCGAUAUCGAUUUUAAAAAACAGGAACAAUAGAUAUUGUGUAGCACAUAGUAGCAAAACAUUUCACUGGAACAACUCAUUUGCCUAUUGUUCCAACAAAUGUCAAUUAUACAUGUUUACAUGCGUCAGAGUGCAUUUUAUUUUAUAGCUCUGCUUUCAACGCCAUCCUGACCCACAAACUGGUUAGCAGACUCAGGGCUCUGGGUGUAAAUCCUGUAAUAACAAAUUAGAUUUUUUUACAUUAUCUGUGUAUCCCCAGAAUGGACCCAUGGUACACCUGAUCACCAACAGUCUCAGCAUAAGCAAAACAAAGUAAAUGGUGACACUUGACCGUUCUCCCAUCUACUGUACAUUAACAUGGAGAUGAUCAGCAGCUUCAAGUUCCUGGGCACCCUGAUAUCCUUUUCUGACCCUCAGUUACUUCAAUCAUUCCCACUUGUGUUUCUCCACUACCCUCAAACUUGCUGCACCACGACCUAUGUACCAAAUACAGUGUGUUUGUAUUGCCAUAACAUGUACAUGAAAUGUCCAUAUUUACUGUAAGAUGUGUUUAUGGUAACAUUGCACAUUGUAACAUAGUCCCUUGACAUACAUGACUUAACUACUUUGCAUAAUUCUCAGUUUACCCACUCUAAGAAAUCAUACAUAUAUAUUAAAGCUGCAUUAUGUAUUACUGUCCAA
This is a messenger RNA of Oncorhynchus mykiss (rainbow trout), 3368 nucleotides long. Lineage: Eukaryota; Metazoa; Chordata; Actinopteri; Salmoniformes; Salmonidae. The record is from RefSeq and is a predicted model, not a curated record.